This is a messenger RNA of Echinostoma caproni, 480 nucleotides long. The record is from the annotation of a GenBank genome assembly. NCBI's taxonomy places the organism in Eukaryota, Metazoa, Platyhelminthes, Trematoda, Plagiorchiida, Echinostomatidae.
AUGAGUCAUCCAAUGCGUAUCCAUAUGGUCAAACAAGCCCAAUCGCCGCACGCUCGUGUGUACAAAUGGCCCCAGCAAAUUCAAGUCCUUGCCCGUCCAAUACCCGAGCAGGAUAUGAAAGGAGCCCAAAUUCUGGCCAUGCUUGAUCAAGGCUUGAGACUCUCUCGACCUAGCCGAUGUCCAGAAUCCAUUUAUAGCCUGAUGCAACAGUGUUGGAAUUUCGAGGGAGUACGUCGACCGACAUUUGCUGAAUUGGUUCUCGCACUGUCCCGGAUACUUCGAGUCAUGCCCCAACCAAACCCAUCGCCGUCCUCAGUAUCUGCCUCAUCUUGUGAGACGGAUACUUCGACAACUCUACCACCAGCCUCAAAUUCCGAAUCCAUGGAUCCUAUCAUGUACAGUCAGGGAAAACGGAAUCAUUGCAGUGGAUCCGGUGGAAGUGGUGUGAACAGUGGCGCCAGUGAUGGUCCGCCAUUCUGA